This is a messenger RNA of Myxocyprinus asiaticus (Chinese sucker), 1921 nucleotides long. Its product is annotated as coiled-coil domain-containing protein 74B-like. Lineage: Eukaryota; Metazoa; Chordata; Actinopteri; Cypriniformes; Catostomidae. The transcript is spliced from 6 exons. The record is from RefSeq and is a predicted model, not a curated record.
AAAUCCUUUUUCACUAUAUACAUUGCCAUUGUAGUCUCUAGGCACGAUUAUGAUUUCAAGCUUGAUUGCACUUCCUAGCGCUUGAUGCAUACACAGAGCGCUAGAUGGUGCUACGAAGUGUAAUUAAGCUUGAAUGUCAAGAUUUAAAGUUAAAAAGGAGUUCCAGAGGGGGUCUGGGUAGCUCAGCAAGUACUGACACUGACUACCACUACUGGAGUCGCAAGUUCGAAUACAGGGUGUGUUGAGUGACUCCAGCCAGGUCUCCUAAGCAACCAAAUUGGCCCAGCUGCUAGAGAGGGUAGAGUCACUUGGGGUAACCACCUCGUGGUCGCAAUUAGUGGUUCUCGCUCUCAAUGGGGCGCUGGUAAUUUGUGCGUGGAUCGCGGAGAGUAGCAUGAGUCUCUGUGAUGUCAUGCACUACGAGCCACAUGAUAAGAUACGUGGAUUGACUGUCUUAGAAGCGGGGGCAACUGAGGCUUGUCCUACGCCACCCAGAUUGAGGCGAGUAACCGCUCCACUACGGGUACCUACUAAGUAGUGGGAACUGGGCAUUCCAAAUUGGGGAGAAAAGGGGAUAAACACACACACACACAUAUAUAUAUAUAUAUAUAUAAAUAACGUUACAUUUUAGUCUGGGCUCAUCUGCAGUCGAUUAGAUCGCUUUUGAAGACAUGGAUUAAACCACAAGUCAUGUGGAAAACUUUUAUGCUGCAUUUGUACUUUUUGGAGCUUCAAACUUUUGGUCACCAUUCACUAACAUUGAAUGGGCCAACAGAGCUGAGAUAUUCUUUUAAAAAUAUUAAUUUGUGUUCUGCAGAAGAAGGAAAGUCACAUCUGGUAUAGCAUGAGGAUGAGUAAAUGAGAGCAUUUUCAAUUUUGGGUGAACUAUUCCUUUAAAUCAGCUCUGCUGUCAAGGAAGUAGUGCAGCUGUUACCAUAGCAACCUCUGUAAGGUUAAAAGUAGAUGUAGGAAGGUGUACACUGUAUUCUGUGAUGACAAAUAAGCUCGAUGCACAGAAAUGCUGUUAAUAAACGAAAGUCUGUUUUGGCGGAAAUGGGAUAACGAUCUAAACACGUAUUAUGAUGCAAACAUAGUGAAACGUCAUCAGCUUGAGUGAACAGAUGCAUGACGUAACGAACAGUUCGUUUGAAGUCUUGGAAGGGAACAUGUUUCACAGCGAAAAGGAUACGCAAGUCGUCUCGCUGCAGAGGAAUAUUGACUGAUAAAAGCAGCACGGAGAAACGCUGGAGAAGUUACAUGACGAAAUAGAGCGUUUAAAACGGGAAAAUAAAGAGUUGCAGUUCAAACUGAUCACGGAGCCUCCAACGUCAAUCAGUAAAGUGUCCAGCCACAGAAUCCAGAGGCAUAAAACAGAGAGCCACAUGUUCCAGACAGAUAGAAGGAACUACCUGGAGCAAAUACUGGAAAAAACAUGUCUACUACAAAGCACAGAACUCAGUCUUAUAAAGUGUAAUGAAACCAGAUCAAAUUCUUCUGGGACGCCCACAGCAGACAGGAUAGGUGUUCCUUCAGAAGUCAAAUCAGGGUUCAUCACUUCUCUAGAGCCUCUAAUGAUCCAGUGCAGUCCCUCUCUGCCCCCACGACCUCCCACCCUGCAGGAGUGCGAGAUCAUCAUACGUCAGCUGUACAAUGCUAAUGGCCUGCAGUACCAGGAGAUCCUUCGAGUGAAAGCUGUUCUCCAAGACAUUGUUCUCAACAAGAAAAUCACUGCAGAGAACUACAUUUUGAGCAAGGCUUAUCUCACUGAUGGUAAAAGACCUGUGUCACAGGCGCGUAAAGCCGAAAAGGUGAUUCUCCCUGCCCUCAAACAGAGCCUGAACAACAACGUAGCAGAGAGACACUGGAGAACUCAGGCUGUGCAGAGAAGACGUCUAAAGUGGACUUUGCACUGAAGGGCCAG